This is a messenger RNA of Kwoniella botswanensis, 531 nucleotides long. RefSeq lists its product as uncharacterized. The coding region runs from base 1 to 531 and encodes 176 amino acids. The record is from RefSeq and is a predicted model, not a curated record. NCBI's taxonomy places the organism in Eukaryota, Fungi, Basidiomycota, Tremellomycetes, Tremellales, Cryptococcaceae. The transcript is spliced from 2 exons.
AUGUCAUCAACGACUUCCUCACGAACAUUCAUAUUCACGCCACCACCCGAUGGCGCACCGGUAGGAUGGGUACCGUCCAACGCAGAUGAUACGUCUACAAGAGGGGGAGGAGGGGGUUUAAGUAAGACCGUAUUGGCUAUAGUAUUGACUAUAAGUGGGGUGGUGGGAUUUUGGUUGAUAGCUAUGAUCUACUGGAUUUAUUCGAUACGUAACUUGAAUAAAACCAAAGUACUCGCUCAACAUUCUACCGAAGGUCGUCGACAAACUUGGAUAGAUUCUACCAAUAUCCCUUCACCUCCUAUCUCACCUAUGACACAUACUUUUGGAAUUGGUAUUGGUCGAAUGAUGAAUGACACAAAGUCGGCACAAUCAACUAGUAGUAGCAGUAAUGGAGACAAUAGUGAUCAUAGACAAUAUAUUACUUCGACUGUUGUAGGGUCGGAAUACACCACUAAGAGCUCAGAGGGGGUAAAGAAGGGGAUAUUGAAGACCGAGAAUAGAGAGAAAGAGAAAGAGGAACGUAGGUGUUGA